Messenger RNA from Spodoptera frugiperda (fall armyworm), 4395 nucleotides. RefSeq names its product ATP-binding cassette subfamily C member 4. The coding region runs from base 85 to 4194 and encodes 1369 amino acids. Gene Ontology annotation, cellular component: membrane. NCBI's taxonomy places the organism in Eukaryota, Metazoa, Arthropoda, Insecta, Lepidoptera, Noctuidae. Gene Ontology annotation, molecular function: ATP binding; ATP hydrolysis activity; ABC-type transporter activity. The record is from RefSeq and is a predicted model, not a curated record. Gene Ontology annotation, biological process: transmembrane transport. The transcript is spliced from 24 exons.
CUCUUUUUUGUUUUUAGGUAACCAUUGAACAUUCAAUGAGAAGCUGUCCACAUUAAUUUACAAAUAAAAAAAAUAAGUUAAAAAAUGGAGUCCAAAGUAGUAUUAACGGAGAAGAAUCCUCAUGAGAAAGCCAACGUGAUCUCCAAAUUAUUUUUAACGUGGAGUUUCAGUCUCUUUAAAAAAGGCUACAAGCAAGGUCUGUCGAUCAGCGAUUUGUGGCAAGCAAGGAGCGGAGAUGCAUCGGGACGCCUCGGUGACCGUCUCGAGGAGGCGUGGAAGAUAGAACAAGAGGAGGCGAAGAAGAAAGGCGCUAAGCCUUCUUUCUCGAAAGCUAUUGUUAGGACCUUCUGGUUCGAGUACAUGAUGAUUGGUCUUGUAGUCGGUGUACUUUUCAUGGUAGUCUGGCCACUAAUUCCUUUCACUCUAGCAUUAUUCAUAGAAUACUUCUCAAAAGAGAAGACACCAGAAUCCUACCGGCAAGCUCAUAUAUACAACUUCUUGAUGAACUUAUUCAGUACGCUGUCAGCUCUCAUGCUGAACCACACCAAUUUGGCUCAAGGUCGAAUCGGGAUGAGGAUACGAAUAGCUUGUUGUUCCUUGAUAUACAGAAAGAUUUUGAAACUGAACCGCGCUGGAUUGAACAAUACUGAGGCUGGGCAAGUAAUCAACUUGAUGUCGAAUGACGUCAAUCGGUUCGACUUGGUGACGUUAUUCCUGAACUUCAUCUGGAUCACUCCUAUCGUGGUGCCGGUGGUCUGUUACCUCGUGUGGCAGCAUGUUGGUAUUGCAACCCUCGCUGCACUGGCGGUCGUGGGCGUCCAAACUGUUCUUGUGCAAGUAUAUUUGAGCCAUCUCCAAGGAAAACUUCGCGGUAAAAUAGCAAAACGUACGGAUCAACGAGUGAAGGUGAUGAGUGAGCUGGUCGAUGGAGUUCAGGUCAUCAAGAUGUAUGCUUGGGAGGAGCCUUUCGAGAAACUAGUCCACAAACUGCGAAAAAUGGAAGUCGGCUACGUUCUGAAGACAUCCUUCGUCAAAGGUUUCACCACCGCCCUAGCCGUGUUCACCGAGCGAUUCAUUCUCUUCUCUGCUGUCGCCACAUUCGUCCUCAUUGGAGGAAACAUCAGAGCUCAAAUUACCUUCUCUUUAGUCCAGUACUUCAACCUUAUGCAGAUGAUUUGCAACAUCUUUUUGCCUAUGGGACUUGCGUACUUGGCUGAGACUAAAGUAUCCAUCAAACGAUUGGAGGAAUUCCUGCUACUCGAAGAAAAUGAACCAGAAAAAAUAACAGCCAACAUGGUUCUUGAUUCCAAAUCCUUAUUAGCUGAUGGAACAGAGAAGGAGAAGAAGGUUCAGGAGAAACAAAGAGUGACUGGUCUGACCAUUUCCAAUGUGACUGCGAGCUGGACCAACGAUUCCGUAGUGGAUACACUGAGGAACAUUACAAUAAAUGCCGCACCUGGAGAAUUUGUCGGUGUUGCAGGAGGAGUUGGCUCUGGCAAGUCUUCGCUUUUGCAACUGAUUCUUGGAGAGUUGAUGCCUAAAAGUGGUACUGUCAAUUUGGGUGGAGCUAAAGUAUCGUAUGCCAGCCAGGAGCCCUGGCUCUUCGUGGCUACUGUCAGGGAGAACAUUCUCUUUGGUCUGCCAUACGACCGGAUUAGGUACAAGAAGGUGGUUAGAGCUUGUGCUCUGUUGAGGGACUUCGAACUGCUACCUCAUGGAGACUCUACCCUGGUUGGAGAAAGGGGCAUCAGUCUUAGUGGUGGGCAACGAGCGAGAAUUGGACUGGCAAGAGCUUGUUAUAGAAAAGCGGACAUCUACCUCCUUGACGAUCCACUGUCAGCCGUGGACACCCAUGUAGGCAAGCACAUGGUCACCGAAUGUGUGAUGGGUCUGCUAGAGAAAUCCACUCGAAUCCUGGUGACGCAUCAGCUUCAUCACCUCAAGGGCGCAGACAAAGUCGUUAUCCUGAGACAUGGUGAAGUAGAAAUCCAAGGUUCCUUCGAUGAAGUAUCUCGUACUCCACUAUUUGCUGAACUAUUACAAGACGAGGAAGAAGAAGAGGCUGCAGGCGAACACGUCAAGAUGCAGAGAAGCAUUUCUGUCAGGUCACAAGCUAGCAGCAUCUCACCAGCAGAAGGCAUCAUUGGUGAAGAUCUGAUCGAACAACAAGUAGAAAUAGAAGAAAUUACAGGCACAGGUCGUGUCCCAGGAAAAGUGUAUUCCAAAUACUUCAGCAUUGGAGCCGGUUGUUGCCUCUUGUCUUCCACAGUGAUUGCUAUCCUGUUCGCUCAAGUUAUCACGUCGGUCAGCGACUUGUGGCUUACUCACUGGAUGAACAACGUUGAAGCUCAAUACGUAGCGAAUGUGCCUCUGUUCCGAGUUGCCAACGACACCAUAAUCCCAUUUAAUGAUACACUAGUGAACGCAACGGAAUCUGCAGUGACUGAAGGAGCAAUAACUAGUACUAUUGGAGCUAUCACUACAGCCUUCCUAUCUAAUGACACGAUGGAAACAACUGAAGCUAUCCUAAACGCUACUGUGUUUGAUACUACUAUUGUGGCUCCUGCUAAAAUCAACGACCGCUACUACAUCUAUAUUUGGGCCGCUGCUAUUGUCGGGUGUAUCAUUGCCACUUCUGGAAGAGCCAUGAUGUUCCUGUGGGUGUGCAUGCGCAGUUCCAUCAAGCUUCACAAUGAGAUGUUCAGAAACAUUCUGAGCGCCACCAUGCGAUUCUUCGACACCAACCCCUCUGGUCGUAUCCUCAACAGGUUCUCUAAAGACAUGGGAGUCGUUGAUGAAAUUCUGCCUAGAAUGUACUUGGACACUAUUCAGGUAUUCAUGGUGAUGAUGGGUAUUCUCGUGAUGGUUGCCAUCGUGAACCCCUACAUGUUGAUGACGACUGCAGUCUGCGCUAUCGUCAUGUACGGCUUGACCGUCGUCUACCUCAGCACAGCACAGGCUAUUAAACGAGUGGAAGGUGUGUCCCGUAGUCCAGUGUUCUCUCACGUGACGGCUACCAUGUCUGGUCUAGGCACGGUGCGAGCGUGUGAAGCACAAGAAAUGCUGAAGGUACAGUUUGAUGACAAACAGGAUGUGCAUACAGCUGCAUGGUACUUGACACUGGUCACUAACACAGCCUUCGCCAUCUGGCUGAGUCUUUGCUGCAGCGCUUACGUUAUUGUGGUCGCGUACACCUUCCUGUUCUUAGAUGACGGUAACACCAAGUCCGGUAACGUAGGCCUUGCCAUCAGUCAGGGUCUGAUUCUCGUGAACAUGGUCCAAUACGGAGUCAAGCAAGCUACAGAAGUGAUCUCACAGAUGACGUCAGUGGAAAGAGUGAUGCAGUUCACAUCACUACCUCAGGAGAAAACUGAAGGACCCAAGCCACCAGCGAACUGGCCACAGAAAGCCCGCGUUGUGUUCAAAGACCUCACUCUUCGGUAUGACAAGGACGCUGAUCCAGUACUGAAGAGACUUAACGUUACUAUCGAAAGUGGAUGGAAGGUUGGAGUCGUUGGUCGUACUGGAGCUGGUAAAUCUUCUCUAAUCUCUGCUCUCUUCCGUCUGGCACCGAUUGAAGGCAACGUCUACAUUGACGAUGUCGAGACUGGCAAAAUCGCUCUUAAAGAAUUGCGUUCAAAGAUUGCUAUCAUUCCUCAAGAGCCAGUGCUGUUCUCUGCAAGUCUGCGGUACAACAUGGAUCCCUUCGACAAAUACUCUGACAUACAAAUUUGGGAAGCUUUGGAACAGGUGGAAUUGAAGAGCAGUAUCACAUCUCUGUCGUCUCCAGUAGCAUCAGGAGGCUCCAACUUCAGCGCGGGACAGAGACAACUGUUGUGUUUGGCUCGAGCUGCUCUCGCACGCAACAAGCUCCUCGUUCUAGACGAGGCUACUGCCAACGUUGACCCUACAACUGACGCCAUGAUCCAGAAGUCCAUUCGCAGACACUUCGCGGAUUGCACUGUGAUUACCGUCGCACACAGAUUGCACACUGUUGCUGACUCCGAUAGAGUAGUGGUAAUGGAAGCAGGUCAAAUCAUAGAGUGCGGUCAUCCACACGAACUGCUCCAAGACGAGGAGGGUCCCUUCACAAAGAUGGUGAAACAACUCGGCUCUGCUUCCGAACAGAGUUUGCGAGAACUAGCUAGCAAAGCAUACUCCGAGCACAACAUUAAGAAUGCUAUGAAAGCUUAAGUUUAUUUAACAACAAAAUAGAAAUUGAUAAUUUUUUUAGCUUCUGGAAAGUUAGUAGCUUCAUUCCAAAAUAUUUAGCAAAGUAUACAGUAUCAACAGUGAAAGAGCGAGACGAGCAUAUACUAAUUAUCUUAUUACUUUUCAUUGACUCAGAGAACACCUUCUUAAACGUAGUUACAUUAGCAAUAUAAAGUGCAAUAA